Molecule: messenger RNA, 2310 nt
Organism: Dioscorea cayenensis subsp. rotundata (Guinea yam)
Lineage: Eukaryota; Viridiplantae; Streptophyta; Magnoliopsida; Dioscoreales; Dioscoreaceae
Product: probable aspartyl protease At4g16563
Exons: 1
Coding region: 735-2138 (467 amino acids)
Biological process (GO): proteolysis
Molecular function (GO): aspartic-type endopeptidase activity
Source: RefSeq, a predicted model, not a curated record
GAAGAGCUCCAAAAUAUGACAACUAAAAAAGAACUGAGGGAGUACAUAAUAGAGAGAUUUAUCUCUAGGAGCUAGUAAAGUCACUUGGCACUCUGUACUUGUCUGACUCUUUGACAGUGUUGCCGCUCUUAUUUAUAAAAUUUAAUUAAAAAAACAAAUACCCAACUUAAAUUAUCAUCUCAUUUCUCUAGUGAAAUCUAUAAUCUAGGUAAUAUUAUAUAUAUUCCGUAAUAUAAUUUAAAACUCAUCAAGAUAGUCCAGACGAGAAUGGAAAUGUGACCUAACAGUGUCUACUUGUAUCAAAACCAUUGAUGGAUUCAUUAUAAUAUAGUUAGUUCCUAAUAUCCACAGAACCACAGCAUCUGCUAUUUCUCUAAUACUCUAUGUAGAUAAGUAUAAACUAAUCAUAAAUUUAAUACACACAUAUAUAUAAAUAUAUAAUGUACCAAAUAUAUAAUAAUUGUUCCCUAUCUAAAGCAGUAUAUCCAACCCUAUGCACCGUAGACGCUCGUGACGAGGACAAACGUUAAAGUAACGUCUUCGAUGAAAAACACCCACCCAAACCGGUGGGGCCCACAGUCUCCUCCACCGCUCUUGUACUUGAUAUAACCAACCAAGCAAAGAAUGCUUUCCAUCUUUCUUGUUAACUCUCUCUCUCUCUCUCUCUCUCUCUCUCUCUCUCAAUUCGCAAUUCUUAAACAGCAUCAUCAUCAUCGUUGCACUUCCAAAUUCCAAUGGCUCCACUUCUUCUCUUCUCUCUCCUCAUCCUCUUCCCGUUCUGUUCCUCCUCCGACGAAACUCCCAAAAUAACCCUCCAGCUAAACCACGUCAAGCUCACUUCCCACCGAGACCCGUUCCACUACCUCGCGACCCUCGUUAACGCCUCUCUGCUCCGCGCCCGGCACAUUCGAAAUCACCAAACUACUCCUAAACUAUCCGAAGCCCCUCUCUAUCCUCACGCCUACGGCGGCUACUCCUUCUCCCUAGGUUUCGGUACCCCUCCCCAACCUAUCCCCGUCUUACUCGACACCGGCAGUGACGUCACCUGGAUCCCUUGUACCAGUUCCUAUUCCUGCCGUAAAUGCUCCUCCCCUUCAAACCCUAUUCCCAAAAUACCCACCUUCUUCCCAAAACGCUCCUCCUCCGUCCGCCUCCUCGGCUGCAAAAAUCCAAAAUGCUCCUGGUUUCAUUCCCAAGAUACCCUCGACUCAUGCCGAGAUUGCCCCUCGAAUUCAUCCACUCAAUGCCCUAAACUCUGCCCACCUUAUAUAAUAAUCUACGGAUCCGGAUCAACGGCUGGGAUCCUCCUAUCCGAAACCCUAGAUCUCGGCGAUCGGACGGUGGAGAACUUCACCGUUGGAUGCUCCGUCUACUCCAUUGCGCAGCCGGCCGGCGGCAUCGCCGGCUUCGGCCGUGGCGUCGUCUCCCUCCCGGCGCAGGUCGGCGCCAAGCGCUUUUCAUACUGCCUCGUUUCCCGCCGAUUCGACGACGUCGACGGCAAAGCCGGAUCCGUCGUCAUCGGCGGUGAACAAGAAGAUUCCGCCGCCGGCCUUAGUUUCACUCCGAUGAGAAAAAACCCUAAUAUCAAGCCGGGAUCGGCGGCGUCCGUGUACUACUACGUGGAUCUGAAGAAGAUCACGGUCGGAGGGAAGAAGGUAAAGAUAAAAAAGAAAACCCUGGUUCCGAAAGAGGACGGAAGUGGGGGAACGAUCGUGGAUUCAGGGACGACGUUUACGUACCUGGAUGCGGCGCUGAUGGAGGCGGUGGCGGCGGCGUUCGAGAAGGCGGUGGCGGGAAGGUACAAUAGAUCGGAGAUUGUGGAGACGGCGACGGGUCUGAGACCGUGCUUCGAGAUCAGUUCAUCACCGGGGACGGUGCUGGAGUUGCCGGAGCUAGGGUUUGAUUUCAAGGGUGGAGCGGAGCUGCGGCUUCCCGUUGAAAACUGCUUCGUGAUAGCCAAUGAUCCGGCGGUAGGAUCGGCGGCGUGCUUGGCGGUGAUCGGAGGUGAGAAGGACGGCGAGAGCGCGGUGGAGCCGGCGGUGAUCUUGGGGAGCUUUCAACAGCAAAACUAUGAAGUGGUUUAUGAUCUGGAGCGGGAGCGGAUCGGGUUUCAACGCAAACCUUGUUUGAAUUCUUAGCGGAUCUAAACCGCUUAACGGAUCCUUAGCGGAUUCGUGUCUGGAUUCCAAAGCUGGUGUGACUAAUUUUAUUGCGGAAAUUGAUUUAUUAUGAAUAAUAAAUGUAGUUAAAUCUUUUGGGUUUAGUGUAAUUAUCAUUGUUUGGCAAAAAAAAGAAAAAAAUGCUUUGGUU